CGAAAUAAAAGGAAAAAAAAACUCUGUAAGAGAUCUCCACAAGAACCGUUCUUGGCUAGUCUUCAUAUCAUGUAACGACCACACAACUUUCCCAAUCUAAUAAUAGCAUCAACCCUAAUGCAUGUAACCAACCCAAAACCUCUUUCAACGAUCUCCCUUUCACCACCUGUCCAUUCCACAAUUCCCAGGGCGUCCCAAGAUAACUACUGCCAUUCCUCUCAUCCGAACAUGCUGCGACCGACCCAUAUAACAGUAAGGAACAAUCCUCACUCAUAAUAAUCCCACCACCACCAUCUCCUCUCUCCCCCAGUACCCCCUGUCCCCCCCGCGGCGCAGCAGCACGCCAUGGGCAUGGGCGCCACCGACCCGCCCGCGCCGCCCCGCUCCAUCAACCUGUCGAGCUGUGUGCCGUCCACAUCCCCUUCCCCCUCCCCCUCGUGGCCUGCGCCGUCGUCCGGCCGGCGCCGCGGCGGCGGCGGCACCGUCGCGGCGGUCCAGCGGCUGCAGCUCGCGGCGCGCGACGCCGUCCCGGGCGUCACGCAGGGCUGGUGGUGCGGGCACCGCGCGUGGCGGAAGCUGCUCAGGCGGCUCGCGCAGGAGACCAGGUGCAUCUGCAGCUCCCCGGCCGCGGCCUCCAGGCAGCCCAUCACGUUCGGCUACGACGCCGCCAGCUACGCCAAGAACUUCGACGACGGCCUGCGCCGCCCCGCCCUCUGUCCGCCCUACGCCGUCGUCGUCGCCAAUGCCGCCGCCGAUAAGUCGGCCGGCCUCUGACUUCGGCGCCGGCAAUUUUUUUGAUCUCGUGGUCUUAUUUCGAAUGUGUAGAUGCAUAUGCUCUCUGAUGUGCGCUUAUUUCGAAUGUGUUUUUUUUGUUGCUGCUUCUUUCCGUUUCCUCUGUUUCCAGCGCAUCGUUGGUUAUGAUCUUCAAUUGGUGCUGUAAUGGCUGCACCAAUUGUCCACUGCCCAUGGACCCCCCUAUGCAUUUUUGUAAUUUGUACAUAGAGUGGAGAUAACACGAGUGGAGUUUGGCCAAAUCAAAUGUACCUUCUGCAUUGUGGUUUAUAUACAUGCAUGGCUCCAAUCUGA
Molecule: messenger RNA, 1086 nt
Organism: Brachypodium distachyon (stiff brome)
Lineage: Eukaryota; Viridiplantae; Streptophyta; Magnoliopsida; Poales; Poaceae
Exons: 1
Coding region: 346-774 (142 amino acids)
Source: RefSeq, a predicted model, not a curated record